AUUAUGUUUCGCCAACCUUUUCAUUUAGUUGAAUUUUCACCAUGACCAAUUCUAGUUUCUUUUAGAAUUUUAGCUAUACCAAUUGGCAUAAUUAAUUUUUUACGAACAAGAGACAUAACUCUACUUUUUUUAAGAUUUGCCACUACUAGAAGUAUUUCUUACUUUUGGUGACGAGAUGUUAUUCGAGAAUCUACAUUUCAAGGACAUCAUGGCCAAAAUGUAGCUAAAGGCUUAAAAAUAGGAGUUUCUUUAUUUAUUUUAUCUGAGGUAUGUUUUUUUUUGGCAUUUUUUUGAGCUUAUUUUCAUAGGAGAUUAGCACCCACUAUUGAAGUAGGUGCUCACUGACCUCCUACAGGAAUUUCUACACUACAAGCUUUUCAAGUACCUCUUCUAAAUACAUCUGUGUUGCUUUUAUCAGGUGUUAGAGUUACUUGAGCUCAUCAUAGAAUUGAAGAGGGAAAGUAUUUUUCUGCAAUUCAAGGCUUACUUUUAACAGUAUUACUAGGUUUUUAUUUUUUAAUCCUUCAAUAUGGGGAGUAUAUGGAGACAGCUUUUUCUAUAGCUGAUGGAAUUUAUGGUUCUUGCUUUUUUCUAGCUACGGGUUUUCACGGAACUCACGUUGCAGUUGGAGCCACUUUUUUAUUUAUUUGUUUACUACGUAUAUUUUUCUAUCAUUUUAAUAAACAACAUCAUGUGGGUUUUUUAGCAGCUGCAUGGUAUUGACAUUUUGUUGAUGUAGUUUGAUUAUUUUUGUAUAUUAGAAUUUAUUGAUGAGGAUCAUACCAAAAUAGCUUAUACUUAAAGCCUUGAUUUUGUAAUUCAAAGAAGGUAUUUUUACCUUUUGGUACUAGAUUUCUAGUAAAAAAACAAAUAACUCUGAUUUUAAAAUUAAACAUAGGGGAACUAAAUGGCAAAUAAUUGAAUUUAUCUCAAAAGAUUUUAUAUUUUUAGAAGGCAAAAGAUAUGAAGAUUGAAAACCGUGGUUAAGACUUGAGUAUAUAAAUAUAUUAUAACUAGCACUAAGAAAUACUAAUAAACCUAUAAUGAUAAUAAAUAAAUAAGAAAUUUUUCAUAAACAGGGUACAAUUAUUAAUUCCCUUAACAAGUUUAAAGUAGGGGGUGCUGCUAUAUUAACUCUGCAUAAAACAAAUCAAAAAUAACUAAUAUAAGGAUAAACUUGUAGUAAACCUUUAAUGUAAACUAUCCUACGAGUAUUAACUUUUUCAUAUGUAAAAUAGGUUAUGCAAAAAAGAGCAGAAGAUGUAGUUCCAUGUGCAAAUAAUAUAAUUAUUACACUAACCAUCCCUCAUUGACUAUUUAUUAAAACUCCUACUACUACUAAUCUUAUGUGGGCCACUGAAGAGUAUGCUACCAAUGCUUUUAUGUCAUUUUGUCGUAUACAUAUUAAACAAGAUAUAAUUGAUCCUCAUAUAGCUAAGGCUAUAAGAAAAUAUAUUACAUUUAUCUUUGUUAAUAAAUUAAAACAAUUAUUUAUUUGAUAUAGCCCAUAGCCCCCUAACUUUAAUAAAAUUCCUGCUAAUAUUAUAGAACCUGCUAAUGGAGCUUCUACGUGAGCUUUAGGAAGUCAUAAAUGAAAUGAAUAUAGGGGUAGUUUAACUAGGAAAGCACCAUAUAAAAUAAGUACCACAACCUCAUUAAUUUCAAAACUCUUUAACUGACUUAUUAAAGCAAUAUUAAACGUAGACGUUUUUAAAGUUAAGUUUAGAAGUAGAAAUAAUAAAGGUAACCUCGCCGUAACUGUAUAUAGUAUUAUAUAACUCCCUGCUUGUAGUCGUUCAGGUUGGUACCCUCAACAAAUAAUUAAAAUAAGAGUAGGUACUAAGGAGGCUUCAAAAAAAAUAUAAAAACUUAGUAAAUUGCUCGAAGUAAAAGCUAAAAUUAAAAUUAGCCCUAAAAAACCUAAACAUGUUAAAUACCAUUUACUUUUAUUAGAAGGAGUUGCCAUAAAUGAUAGUAGUACUAAUAUUAAAGUUAAAAAUACUAAUAUCCUUCCUAUUUGACCCCCUAAGAAAACUAUAUUUAAAGUUAUUAUAAAAUCAAUUUUUAAUAUUAUAAUUCUUAAUAAUAAAAUUAUAGAGAAAAUAAGAACACCAAUACUUCAAAAUGAUCUAAAAAGAGUAAUAAAAAUAAGACCUAUCAAAGAAGAGAUAAUAAAGGAGUGGAGAAUAUUUUCCCCAAAUCAAAGUUAGCAGCCUCAAUUAUAACUUCUUAUGGUUUUUUGUUUACAGAGAUUUUGAAAAUCCCUAAAGGAGAAGACACUCCACUUAGUGAAGUCACUAAAAUAGGAUAUAAUAUACUUCUAUCUAUUUUGUUAAGUAGAUUACUUCUGUUAUUAUUUAUAAUAACAAAUUUUCCUAUUGAAAAUGAACAAGAAAAAUUAACUUCUUUUGAGUGUGGGUUUGAACCAUUAAGAGCUAUGCGAGCACCAUUUAGGACUCGUUUUUUUCUCUUAGUAGUUCUUUUUUUAAUUUUUGAUGUAGAGAUUAGACUUUUAUUUCCUUUAAUUUCUAUUUAUCUCUCCAAUUCAUUUUUUAUACUUCUAAGGUUACUAAUUUUUUUGUUUAUUCUGUUAAUUGGAAUUUUUUAUGAGUGAAAAGAAGGAGCCUUAGAUUGAAUUUCUUUUAAAGGUAAGCUAUAACUGUAAGCUGUUGGGCUCAUAACUCAAAAAAAGAUUUCCUCCUUUAAAUUUUACUUUACUCUAAUAAGAAUUUUUGUAAUUAGUUUACUAUGGAAUGGAAGUUUUGCGUUUCCAGCAUGAAAUAUUGAACAAUAUUAGAAAUAAUAAUUCAGUAGACUAACGUAAUAUAACCAAAAAGGUGCCAGCAGUUGCGGUCAUACCUUAAUAUUAAUAAAAAAUUUCAGGUUUUAUUUUAAAUGUAUAGAGCAUUUUUUAGUGAAAUAUAAUUGCUUCUAUGCUUUUUGAUUUAGCUUCUUUUAAAAAAUUCAGCAAAAUAAAACUAGGAUUAGAUACCCUAUUAUUUUGAACACAAACAAAAAGACCUAAGCACUAAAGUCAAUAGACUAAAACUUAAAGAGUAUGGCGGUAAGAUUUAAUUUCAGGGGAACUUACCAGAUAAUUGAUAGCACACAAGUUGCCCUACUUAAAUUUAAAGUUUAUAUAUUGCCGUUGUAAGGUUACAUUUUUCAUGAAACCAAAAUGGAAUUUACCCCAUUAAAACAGGUCAUGGUGUAGCACAUAUUUAAGACUUAAGGUGAGUUACAGUAUUAUUUUUCAGGUAUAAUUUUAAUUUAAUUAUAAAUAGUUGGACUUGAAAGUAAAAAUAAAAAUUAUGUUUUGAAUUAAUAAAAUCUUGUGCACAAAUCGCCCGUCACUCUCGUUGAAAAAGGAGAUAAGUCGUAACAUAGUAGAGGUAGUGGAAACUGUCUCUGUUUUUAUAGUGUUUCACAUUAUCUUUUCGUGAUAAAAAGAGUUUUUAAUAACUUAAAAAUAAAAAAUCAAAGCAAAUUUAUUGCAUUAAGUUUCGGCCUUAAUUUUGGUGUUUACCUGGUUUUUUUUGUUUACAGACUUAUUUUCUUCUUUAGAUGGUUGUUUUAGCAUCUUAUCUUGACUACCUUCAAUUAUUAUUGCAAUUUUAUUAUUUAAUAAGUCUUAUAAUGUAAGAUUUGCAAGGGUAUUUUUUUCUUUAAAUAAGUUUACUCAAGGAAAUCGAAGCUUAUUUCCUCUACCUUUAAUACUAUAUUCUUUGAUAUUUUUUAUUAUUUUAGUAAAUAUUAAUGGGCUAACUCCUUUUGUUUAUAGUCCUUCAAGGUCAUUGUGAUUUGCAAGAACUUUAGCUCUAUUACUUUGAGGUUUACUAUUAAUCUCUAGUUUUAUUUAUUCCCCUAAACAAACAGCUGCUCACUUAGCACCUAGUGGUUCACCUGCCGCUCUAGUUUCUUUUUUAAUUUUAAUUGAAACUGUGUCAAUUUUUAUUCGUCCAUUAACUUUAACGGUCCGUUUAAUUGCUAAUAUUAGUGCAGGUCAUAUUGUCUUAUCAUUAAUUGCAAAUUGUUUAACUAGAUUAAGUUUCCCAUCAAGGGUAGUAGUGUUAAGAGCUUCAAUUUUUUAUAAUAUAUUUGAAGUGUUUGUAUGUUUUAUUCAAGCAUACAUUUUUACUUUACUAAUUAGACUUUACUCUAGUGAACAUUCACAUUUUAAGUGAAGCAAAUUAGUUUUGCGUUUAAUUGUUAAUUAAAAGAUUGCUGUAUUCGCCACUUAAAAUACCACAAUUAAGACCCACUUCUGGUUUGGGCAUUUUUUUGUUAAUUACUUUUUCUCUUCUACUUCUUUUUAUGUUUUUUAGCUAUAAAAAAAUCUUAAUUAAAAGUUUUAAUUUUAAGAAUCAUAAUAAAUCAAUAGACUUUUUUUAGGGUGGCAGAAAAAUGCAUAGUUUUUAAGCGACUAGGAUGAAUAUAUUUCCUCUUUUCUUUAGGUGUUUUUGCACAAGAAGAUUUGAAUUUCUAAGAGGAUGCUUCCAAAGAAAAAUAUUUUAUUUUUGCUAUUUAUUUGCUUUUAGAAAAAACUUAAUUAAGAUACCACAAAUCUUCGGUUUUAUUAACCUACUAAAAGACCUUUAAGGACUUUUUACUUGGAAGGUAAAUGUACAUUUAUACUAUAAAAAAUCAAAACUGUAAUAGUAUAUAUACAUCUUCGAUUUUGCAAAUCGAUGUUUUAAUUUUCCCUUAAACUAAAUUUCACAAAGAAAAGAAAUUAUUUCUUUAUCUGAUUUUGAAGACCAGCAGUUUAAUAUAACUUAUAUCUUUGAGACAAAAGUCAUAAAAAGAUUUACAAUCUUUCGCUUAAUAUAUCGGCCAUCAAAAUAAAAUUCAUUAAAGUUAAUUGCUUCAAUUACAAUAGGUAUAAAAGAAUGAUUAGCCCCACAAAUUUCUGAGCAUUGACCAUAAUAAAUACCAGGAUGUUUAAUAAAUAUUCUUAUACUAUUUAGUCGUCCUGGGACUGCAUCUAUUUUUACUCCUAUUGACGGAACUGCAAAAGCAUGUAAAACAUCAGCUGAUGUUGUAAUAACAUUAGUAUUUACUGAAAAAGGAAGAGUAACCCGUCUAUCUACUUCUAAAAGUCGAAAAUCCCCUACUCUUAAAUCACUAAGUGGAGUUAUAUAACUAUCAAAAGCAUUACCUGUAAAGGGUAACUCGUGACUUCAAUAUCAUUGAUGAGCUGUUCUUUUUAAAACUAAACCAUUUGUAGGUUGCUCAUCUAAUAAAUAUAAUAGUCGUAAAGAUGGUAAUGCUAAUCAAAUUAGUAGUAAAGCAGGAACAAUAGUUCAGAUUGUCUCUAAUUGUUGUGCUUCUAGUAUAGUUCGUGAAGAUAAAUUGUUAUAAAUUAAAUUUACCCCUAAAAUAACUACAAAAACAAAGAUUCCUACUAAAAGAACUAAAGCAUGAUCAUGAAAUAGUAAUAUCUCCUCUUGAAUUGGUGUUGCUGGGUCUAUUAAAUUUACUUGACCAAAAAAUCUCAAUUAACAAAGGAAUAGUCCUUUUUAGUAUCUUCAGUACUAAGCUUUAAUAUAUAAGCUAUUUGAUAAUCGCAAAAGUGCUUCAUUAGCUUGACAAACUAAUAUUUUAAGUAAACUAGAUAAAAUAUACCUUAGUAGGAGAUCAUAUUAAAAUAAACAAAGUACAAAAAUACAAAAUUGUACAAGGCACAGCUAACCUUAUAUAAGGUUCUUCAAUAGGGCAUGCUCCAAGUCAAGUUAAUAAAAUAAAGUUAAUUCUGAAAACCCAAAAAAACACCUGGAAUAUAGGGGAAAAACUUGAAGAGAUACAGUAAUUAAAAGAUAUUAAAGGAAGAAAAUAUAAAACAAAAAUUGAUAUAACUAAUGCAAUUACACCACCUAAUUUUGAAGGAAUUGAGCGAAGAAUUGCAUAGGCAAAUAAAAAAUAUCACUCUGGUUGAAUAUGUGUAGGGGUAACUUUUAUAUUAGCUAUAGAAAAAUUUUCAGGAUCUCCAAGUCAAUUAGGAAAACCUAAAGCGACAACACUUAAAGCCAAAAGGACUACUAUAAAACCUACAAAAUCUUUUAAAGAAAAAUAAGGAUGAAAACUAGAUUUAGAAAUAUGGUUAAUGUCGCCUAAUGGGUUAGUUCUUCCUUUUUCGUGUAAGAAAUAAAUAUGAAUUGCCGAUAAGAAUCCAAUUACAAAAGGUAUAAUAAAAUGUAAUGAGUAGAAUCGAGUUAAAGUAGAUUGCCCAACUGAAAAUCUUCCUCAAAUUCAUUCGACUAAUCCAGGACCAAAAUAAGGAAUAGCAGAUAUUAAAUUCGUAAUUACAGUAGCCCCUCAAAAUCUUAUUUGGCCUCAGGGUAAGACAUAACCAAGGAAAGCUGUUGCUAUUCUUACUAAAAAAAUAGUAGUACCUACAAGUCAAGUACGAGGUUGUGUCAUAAAACUUUGAUAAUACAACCCUCGACCAAUAUGUAAGUAAAUAAACAAAAAAAAAAACCUCGCACCAUUAGCAUGAAAUCUACGAAAUAUUCAACCAUAAGGAACAUCCCGUCUAAUAUGUAUUACUGAAGCAAAAGUAUUCAUAAUAUCUGAAGUAUAAUGUAUUGACAAAAAAAACCCUGUAAGAAUUUGUAAAACCAAAAGUAAACCUAAAAUAGAUCCUCCAUUUCAUCAGAUAGAAAUUCUUAAAGGGGUCGGAAGUGAACUUAUACUUUCAAUCAAUCGUAUUUUUUGCAAAUCAAUUAGUUCUCCCUAUUCUUGAAAGAAAAUUGCUUCUCCGCACUCGUAAAAAACUAACCAGUAGGGAUAAACCAAGUGCAGCCUCACAUGCAGCAAAAGUUAAUAGUAAUAAGAAUAUAAAAUUUCUUGUGUAUAAAGUAGUAUUAAAAUUAUAUGAAAAUAGGAUUACACUCAACAUUAAUGCUUCUAAAAUAAUUAAUAAAUUUAAGAUAUAAUAAUAGUUUCGAUAAAAAGUUCACACUAAAAAAAAUAUUAUUAUAAUGCUAAUAUUUAACAUUUUAAAAAAAAACCCUCAAUAGAACUAUAGAGCAUAUACUGAAUGGUAGAAAUCUUUUUCAACAAAUAUUUAUUAAAAAAUCAUAACGAUGUCGGGGAAAAGCUCCUCGAGCAAAUAGAAAAAACAUUGAUACAAAUACUCUUCUAAAGACUAGUAUAAAAAAAUUCGAAGAAUACAAGAAUAAUACUGCAGUUAUUAUGGCUAUAAAUAAAAUAUUAGCAUACUCUGCCAAAAAUAAAAGAGCAAACGCCCCACCUCCAUAUUCAAUAUUAAAACCUGAAACUAAUUCAGACUCGCCUUCUGCAAAAUCAAAUGGGGCUCGAUUAGUUUCGGCUAAAGAUGAUGUAAAUCAAACUCUUAUAACAGGAAGUAUUAGCAAUAGAACUGGAAAAAAACUAAAAUUAUAAAUGUUCAGAUCAGAUAUAAAAAAAAGUGGCAAUAAUAAAAUUAAUAAUAAACAAAUCUCAUAAGAAAUUGAUUGUGCAGAAGCUCGUAAACUUCCUAGGUAGGCAUAUUUUGAAUUUCUAGUCCAUCCAGCUAAUAAGAUUGAGUAUACGUUUAAAGCUCUAACACAAAAAAAAAUAAGUAUCCUUCAUCUAAUAAAUUUUAGAUUAUAGUUUCUAGGAUAUAAAUACCAUAAAAAUAUAGCUAAUAUAAAACCAAUAAAUGGCGCUAAAUAAAAUAUUAUUUGAUUACUACUAUGUGGCACUAUUUUUUCUUUUACAAAAAGUUUAACUGCAUCAGCAAAAGGCUGUAAAAUCCCUCAAAAACCAACUAUCUUAGGCCCUUUUCGGAUUUGAAUGUAACCUAAAGUUUUUCGCUCUAAGAGUGUAUAAAAGGCCACUGAAAUUAGUACACAUAAACAUCUUAAUAAUCUAGAUAAAAAAAUCAAUAACAAGUAAUAACAUUAAAAUUCAAGAAAUUCGAUAAUAAGAUAAAUAGCUAGGUCAGUUAAAUUUUCCAAAGUGUAUGUUAAAUUUGUUGAUAAAAUUAUUAAUUCUUAAUCCAGUUUCUAAUCAACCAUAAUCUAGUAUUACUAUAUUUUUUCUAAAAGGUGAUAAAACUUUGGUACUAAAAUUAUAAAAAGGAGUUAAAUAAAAUAAUAAUGAAAAUAUAUUAGAGUUUUUAGGUCCCGAGAUUAUUGCGCCAAUUCAAAUACCAACAAUUAUUAAUAUAUUAAUAAAGAUCCUGGAAAUUUUUGUUAAAAAUACAGUCUCAGUAAGAGAUAACUCUAAUAAACUAUAUAUUUUUCCAAAAAAAAUUCUACACACUCUUAAAACAAUUAUAGGAAUAUAAACGUUUAAACUAUUGGAAUAACUUACAAUCAAGUAAGAGGGACUAAAUCAACAAAUAGAUUUUAAUCUACGAAUGACAUAAACAACAGUUCUACAUGUAGCUAAAAUUAUAAGAAAAAUUCUUAAUAGGUUAAUUUUUGAUAUUAAUAUUAUCUCUAAAAUUAAAUGUUUAGAAAAAAAUGCCCUUAUAAAAGGUGCCCCAAUUAAACAUAUACUACUGAUAUUAAACAUAAUAAUGCACAAAGGCAUUCUUAACCCUAAUCCCCCAAGUAAUCGAAUAUCCUGGUUUCCAAAUCUAGCUAGAAGAAUUUUACCCGCUGCUAAGAAAAGUAAAGCUUUAAAUAGAGCAUGAGCAUAUAAAUGAAAUAAGGAUAGGUAAGGUAAGCCUAAACCUAAACAAAAAACCAUAACCCCUAGUUGACUUAAUGUUGACAAAGCAAUGAUUUUUUUUAAAUCAUUUUCAAAUACUGCUGCUGUUCCUCCUAAAAAACAGGUAAUAGAACCGCAAAACAAAAGAAUUGAUUUUGAAUCUUCUAUUAAAGGUAGUCCACUACUAAAACGAAUAAUUAAAUAAAUCCCCGCGGUUACUAGGGUAGAAGAGUGAACUAAUGCUCUCACAGGAGUAGGAGCUGCUAUGGCUGCUGGGAGUCAAGAACUAAAAGGAAAUUGGGCACUUUUAGUUAACCCUGUUAAGCACAUCAAUAAAACAAAUAGUCUUAUACCACUAAAUAAAGAAAACAGUUGAAAAUGCCCUAUAAUAACAUAAAAAAAACUACUACAAACCAAAAUCACAUCUCCUAAACGAUUAAUUAAUAAUGUUUGAAAACCCGCACUUAGUGAAUCUUUGCUUUGAUAGUAAACAAUUAAAGCAAAAGAUGUAAUUCCUAAUCCAUCUCAUCCUAGAAGUAUAAAAAAAAACCUCCCAGCAAAAAUUAAAAAAUUUAUAGAUACUACAAAACUUAAAAGAAUUCAAAUGAAACGUCAGUAAUAUUCAUCUUCUUCUAUAUACUCCACAGAAAAUAUAAAAACGCAACCCGAGAUUAAGGUAACAAUUAUCCUAAAACUUAGACUUACUUUAUCAAAAAUUAUUGUAAAACAAAAAGGAACUCUAUUUAAAAGAAAUAACUCAUAUUCUAAUAAGUACAUCUUUGAAUCUAGUAAAACAAAACUAUAGAAUAAGGCUAUUAUGAUACUAAAACCAAACAGAAGAAAUCUUAUUUGAACCUUAUUUUUCUUCAAUCUGUAAAGAGCUAUUAAUUUUUACAAUAUCUACAAUAGCUAAAAAAAUCAAUAAUAAUAUAAUUACUAAACACAUAAAAAGAGAUAGAUUAAUAUUUCUUCCUGAGUCAUAAGUGUACUUACCAAGAGUACAUCAGUUAAAACUGUAAAAUCCCCAUGAACAUAGUAUUCUAAUACUAAAAAUAACAAAAAUAUUAUGGGAGAUUCUCCCUAAAAACUCAGUAUUAGAACUAAUUAAACAUAUAUAAAUAAAUAGGACCAAUAAUCCACCAAUAUAGACGAGAAAUAACAAGUAACUAUAUCAGGCACUUGAAAUUAUGUUAAUUAUUAUGACUAGACAAACCCUUAUACCAAUUACGAAGCUUCCUAAUCUAAUUGGACUUGAAAGUAACGGAAAUAGUGUAGUAAAAAUACAUAAUAUUAUCAAAGAAAAAAUAAAUCUAAUUGGUUAAAGGAACACUCCCCUUUUUAGUUGCAAACUAAUUCUUCUAAAAGCUAAAGUAUUUAACCCAAAAAUGACAAAUCGUCACCUUUUAACUUCCAAAGUUAACGUUUCAAAAAACUGUUUUUGAAAUUACUUAUCUAAAGUAUAUAAUGAUUCUAAAUCAAUUGCAUUAAUCUGCCAAAUUAAUAAAUUUAUUUUGGUCCUUUCGUACUAAAAAUAAUAAAUUAAAAGAUAGAAACUGACCUGGCUUACGCCGGUCUGAACUCAGAUCAUGUAGGAGUGAAUGUUCGAACAGAACAGUCUAUGUUAACGGUUAGUUAUUUAGUUCCUAGUCCAACAUCGAGGUCACAAACUUUAUAAGAAAUUAUGCUGUUAUCCCUAAGGUAAUUAUACUCUUAUAAAUCUAAUUGUCAUGUAAACUUUUAAAUGUUUAAUGUGAUUUACUGUCGCCCCAACAAAAAUUUAUGGUUUAGUUACAUUUUAAUAAAAAUUCUAAGGGUCUUCUCGUCUUUUAUCUAAAUAUAAGUAUUUUCACUUAAUAAAAAAUUUCAAUAAAAUUAAAAAGAGACAGUUCUUCCCUAUUAAUCCGUUCAUUCCAGACUAUAAUUAAAAGCCAAUUGAUUAUGCUACCUUAGCACAGUCAAGGUACUGCGGCCGCUAAUAAAUUACGCUGGGCAGAAAUUACUUAAAAUAUAGACUUAAAGCUAUGUUUUUGAUAAACAGUUAAAAAGAUUAUUUGCCGAGUUCCUUUUUAUAAAUUAUAUAUUACUAAUUUAAACAUUAUAAAAUGUUUUAUUGGUUUUUCUAAUCUCAAAAAUAGUCAAAAGAUUAAACUUUAAAUAAAUAUUAGAAAAACUAUCAAAGUUUUGAGUUUUAACCCUUAAUAGUAUUUAUUAAAAUUAAUUCUGAUUUUUAGAAAUCUCACACUUCUAAACUGUUUUAAGUACUAAAUACUUUUAUUUUUGAUCCAGAUAUCCUUGAAACUGAAAGCUUUUCGCUACUAAGAAAAAAUAUUUUAAAUUAAUGCUACAAUUUAAUUUUAUACCUAAAAAAUAAUAAGUAAUUUCUUAGAUCUUUCAAAUUCGGGUGAUAUUAACAAAUUAACUUCUAGUUUAACA
This is a messenger RNA of Lymnaea stagnalis (great pond snail), 11094 nucleotides long. The record is from the annotation of a GenBank genome assembly. Lineage: Eukaryota; Metazoa; Mollusca; Gastropoda; Lymnaeidae.